Molecule: messenger RNA, 684 nt
Organism: Lizanozyma spartinae
Lineage: Eukaryota; Fungi; Ascomycota; Pichiomycetes; Serinales; Debaryomycetaceae
Gene: SNF7
Product: ESCRT-III subunit protein
Exons: 1
Coding region: 1-684 (227 amino acids)
Biological process (GO): vesicle budding from membrane; late endosome to vacuole transport via multivesicular body sorting pathway
Cellular component (GO): cytoplasmic side of plasma membrane; multivesicular body; ESCRT III complex
Source: RefSeq, a predicted model, not a curated record
AUGUGGAGCUACUUAUUUGGAGGUAACAAGCAACAGAAGAAGGAGGCACCUAAGAAGGCGAUCGUGGAGUUACGUGAGCAUAUUCAAAUGUUGAAUAAGAAACGUACUCAUUUGGAGCUGCAAAUGUCUGAUCAAGAAUCCAUGGCCAAACGGUAUCUUGCUGGAGGAGAUAAGGGACCCAAGAGUAAAGAGUUAGCUAAGAACGCAUUAAAGAAGAAGAAGGGCUUUGAAGUCCAGUUGGUAAAGAUAGAAAACCAAAUCGACUCAUUGGAAACACAAUUGAAUGCUAUAGAAAGUGCCAACUUGAAUUUGGAAACCAUGAAGGCCAUGAAACAAGGUGCCGCUGCCAUGAAACAAAUCCAUGGCGAAUACAAUGUUGACAAGGUGGAAGAUGCCAUGGAUGAAAUCAGAGAACAAGUAGAAUUGGCUGAUGAAAUCAGUGAAGCCAUUUCAAGACCAGUGGGCACGGAAUUUGUUGAUGAAGAUGAAUUAGAUGAAGAAUUGGCUGCGUUGGAAGCAGAAGCAAAGGAAGAUGCCCAGCAAGUUCCAGUGCAAAAGGUAGAAGCCGCUCCUGCAAAGGUCUUGCCUAAUUUCCCUACUGUUUCAAAGACAGAACCUAAGCCAGUGGAGGAAGAUGAAGAUGAAGAGGCAUUAAGAGCAUUACAAGCCGAAAUGGGAUUGUGA